AUGCAUGGAGUUUUUCCGAAUGUAUUAACCAGCACACAAAAAGCAUAUUUAGAAUCCAUAUUCAAUGAAGUCAUGUUUAUUGAUAAUUAUGCAGAAACGAUUAAAGAAACGCUCUAUGAAUUAUGUGAAACAAAUCAAUAUACAAGAAUCAUUGCUCCGCGAGAAACUGAUUUAUUAUUAGCUGCCGAAUUGCGAGAAAAAUAUGGAAUUGACGGCCAAACAUGGCAAAGCGCUCUGUGUUUUCGUGAUAAAGCUUUAAUGAAAAGUAUAUUAGAAACAUCGAAAAUACGCGUUCCAAAAUUUACAUUAAUUCGAAGUCGUGAAGAUAUCGACGAUUAUCUGACAAAAACGAAUCAUACCUAUCCUGUAGUUAUAAAACCAACGUUAAUGUCUGGUUCAAGGAAUGUAACCAUUAUCAAAUCGUACAAUGAAAUUCUUGAAUGGCUAAUGAAACACGAUUUCGAUAGUAUUGAUUGGGAAAUCGAAGAGUAUAUCGAAGGUGAUUUUUUCCACAUUGAUGGAUUGAUUCAAAAUGGCGAUAUUAUUGCAAUAUGGCCGUCGAAAUAUGUAAUACCGUGUGCUGAAAUAUCCUACGAUAAAUUAGAUUGCUCUUACAUUAUUCCAGACAAUCAUGUAUUAUUGCAACCAUUGUGUUUAAUUACUGAAAAAGUUGUCAAAGAAUUACAACUCUAUUCACAAUACAAACUAUGUUCGGCUUUUCAUAUGGAACUCUUUUAUAGCAACAAUCAAGAAAUUGUAUUUUGUGAAGUAGCAAGUCGUGUUGGAGGUUGUAGAAUACAUGAAAAUUGGAGUAGAGCCUUUGAUAUUGAUCUCUACGAACAACACGUGAAUAUGUUACUGGGUCAAGCCAUACACAUACAGCAACCUAUUCGACCCAAGUUAUUGGUGGGUACAUUGCGAAUCCCGUCGAAAUUGGGCACAAUAAUCAGAAUACCUGCUGCGCUGUGUGACAAUCUAAAGGGUGUCGAUGGAUAUAUUUGUUAUAAAACUACUGGGAAUAUCGUUGAUUUGAGAACAUCGGACGGAUUUUGGAUAAAUCUUGUGUUUAGUUUUAUCACUGGAGAAGAUGAAAAUGACUUAUUGACAAAUUUAGAAAACUUUAAAAAGUGGUUUUACGACAAUACAUUAAUUGUAUGA
Rotaria sp. Silwood1 is the source of this 1158-nucleotide messenger RNA. Lineage: Eukaryota; Metazoa; Rotifera; Eurotatoria; Philodinida; Philodinidae. The record is from the annotation of a GenBank genome assembly.